UGGCCAGUGGAGUUUGAGCAAUCAAUUGAGCCGAACGAUCACUGAUCGCUGCAGCCAAAUACCGCUUAAUGCGCAAAUAAUUGUGGAUUUCGGGGGAAACGAGGCCAGCGAAAGUUCCGUAUAAAUAGGGGUUGAGCCGUCCAGGAGUUUACAAAUUCAUCCAAAACGCGGAGUGAACAUAAUGUUGCGUCUGAUUUGCGUGUUCCUGCUCAGCUGCGUUGGCUUCCAGGCAGCCUUGGCUUGCAAUGGCUACAAAGCCAAGCUGGUCAAGUUGGAGAACUGUGCCGGCGAGGAUGCCAUUAUGACGGUGGGCAGUGACUUCAGCCUGAAGCUAAACAAGAAGUGUGAACUGGUACCCUCGGGCUGCAUCAUGAACAAGCCGUUCAGUACCGCGGUGGCUAAGUUCAAGGUCCAGAAGGAUGGCAUCGUAAUGAAGGAGGGCAAGAUCGAUCUAUGCGCCGCCAUUGAUCAGGCCUCCUCCGAAGGUAAGGACAUGCUAAAGCUUUUCGGAGCACCUUCCUCCUGUCCGGUGGGCGAGGAGAAGGUGUGCGCCAACGAUCACUCCGUGGAUCUGAGCAAGUACAAGGCCAUGUUGGGCAUGGCUCGUGGUCACCUCAUCAUCGAUUCUGAGGUCAAGCAUGACACGGGCAAGUCCUGCAUUCAUGCCGAAAUCGAGAUCACCAAGAACUAGUGACGGAAUCCGAUCGUUGGUCUUAUGUUUGUAUUAUGAGUCUUGCAAAUCAUGUAGUUGUAAAUACGAGGGCAAAAAAAAAUUGGUAAUGCGGUGCACACACAGUGAUUAAAUAUACAGAAAAUACCGAAUUG
This is a messenger RNA of Drosophila melanogaster (fruit fly), 825 nucleotides long. RefSeq lists its product as uncharacterized. The coding region runs from base 182 to 691 and encodes 169 amino acids. The record is from RefSeq and is marked reviewed. NCBI's taxonomy places the organism in Eukaryota, Metazoa, Arthropoda, Insecta, Diptera, Drosophilidae. The transcript is spliced from 3 exons.